Paramecium sonneborni is the source of this 1513-nucleotide messenger RNA. NCBI's taxonomy places the organism in Eukaryota, Ciliophora, Oligohymenophorea, Peniculida, Parameciidae. The record is from the annotation of a GenBank genome assembly.
AUGAACGAAAAGAAAUAAAGAAGAGUUUUUUCCUUCUAAAUUAAAAAUUUAACAGGAACAUAAUCAGAUAUGUUUGAUAGUCAAUAAUCAUCAUAUAGAUAAUCAAAUGAAUAACAUAAUAUUAAAACAUUUAACUAAAUAUUAGCUUUGAAUGAGAUAGAUUAAUUUAAUUCACCAAAAGAAUCUGGUUCAACUACAUUGAGAUCAAUACCUAGACUUCGUAAGAAUUCAAUAAGUCCAGAACAUUCAUAUAUAUAUUCAAGGAAAACAAUAUAAAUGCCUUUAACGAUUAGAUCAUCAUUAGUAAUGUUAAAUUAAUUUGAAUAACAGUUUGCUGAUAGUAUUCAAUGCAAUGAAUAAAUUGGAGCUAUUGAAAGUAACUAACAUGUUUGAUAAGGUUUGCUUAACUUGAUGGUAAUUGCAGUUGAAUAAGAUAGUAUUAGUUUACUUAUAACUUUUAUGCGCCUAAGUGCUUUAACAUUUAUAUCUUUCUAAGAAUGGACUAAGGCUCUUCUCUUUUUAUAACAUUGUAAAUUUCUAAGCGAAUUUACAAGAUAAUUUGAUGUUAUUUAAUGGACAUUUCUUUAGAUUGGAAUUUUGUGUAAAUAUGUUAAAAAAUAUAAUUUGGGCAAAAUAUUCAUUAAAAAAGUAAUCCUUUCAUAUUAUAUACAUUCAGUCAUUAGAAUAUGCGUGGCAUUUAAAAGAUACCGAUUAAGAAAUUAAUUGUUAUGAAGAAUUAGGUAAAUUAUGUUUUCUAAAUUAUGAAUUAAAAACAGCUAAGUCUUUACAUGAGAAAAGUAUGAAAGGAACUAUAGAAAAAGAAAAGUCUGCAAUGAAAAUGGUAUCUUCCAAAGGUAUGUAAUAAAUUAUUAAAAUGUUACCAUAAGAAGAGACAAAUCUCGGAUAACACAUCUUUUCUAAAGCUGUUAACUUUCCUAUCAAAUUAAUCCAUUGUUAAAAUCCUCUUUAUUAUUAAAGAAGAUAAAUUAAAAAUCAAUAUAUGUUAUCACAUAAUUUAGAAUGCAUACCAAAUCAAAGAGCAAUUGAUAUUGAUAUCUCAUUAGAUGAAAUGUUAUAACAAUUUCUUAAAGGUAAGAAUUUUGCCUUUGAAAUACCAAUACCCAUCUCUGUGGCUGAUGAAUAUGAAAGUAUGAUCCAAUCUAAUCCUAUACCUAAAAUAUAACAAUUAAAACAAACUUAAACUACAACUUUAAUUAAAUUAUAAUCCUUAAAAGUACAUCCCACUUCAACCAAAUAACCUACUAUUAAAUUAAAUGACUUUUAAAAAAAACUGCCUCUAGAAGAAAUGGUUAGGUAACGUUUAGAAAUGAAAUUUGAUAUCCCAACAUCUUUUACAGAAAAUUUAAGAAGCAGGAAAUUCUCUACCAAUUUAGAAUUAAUUAGAUUAACACAUGAAAGAGAUGGAAUUGCUUUGAGUGUUGAACAUUAAAAAAGAGGAUUAGUUAGAUAUGCAUAAAAAUUGCUAAAUCAAUAACAAAUUUCUUUCCUAUGA